GGGAAGAUAAGAAGCUACCAUCGGCUAACUAUAAACUUGCUAGCUUAACAGUAAAAAGACAGAAGUAAAAGAUACUAGCUAAAUCACAAGCGGUAGUUGAUUACUCUCGUCUAUCACGUCUGACGACACUGAGGCGGAAGCGGGAAGAAAACAACAAGCAGUUUGUUUCAUUUUCUGAGCUUUUUUAAAGAGCACUACUAUAUACAAUGGACGUGGUGGAGACCAAACUCCCAGGAUCCCCUGGGCCCAAAUGUAUACAUGGGGAUCAAGUAACGCAGACCCUGGGGGUGGUGAAGCAGGAGGACUGUGGGCCCCUAACAACACCCUUAACAAAGUACCUGAGUUUUGCCCAUGUGAAAACAGAAGAAGAGGAGGAAGAGAUAUGGGGUGUGGCUCACCCAAGUACAGGGUUCUUCAACGUCAAGAAGGAGGAAGAGGAAGAAUGUAUAGUAUAUCCUAUACAGCCUAAUAACAACCCAAGCCCCACUUCUGACAUUACCAGCCACAGUUCUGACGACUCCAGCCCUGACAAUGGCCCUAGAGCCACCCCUGACAAGAACAACCCCCGCCAUAACAACAACCCCAGGUCUGGCCCUGCCAGUGGAGGGGCAUCGGACAAGGACCCUGCAUCCGGAGAGGAGAGGAGCCCCCAGAACUCAGCAAACCCAGGGACUAAGCCCAACAAGACCAAAGGCGGUCAUCAGAGGCCGUUCCCCUGCUCUAGGUGUGGGAAGCGUUUAUCCACCACUGUUAGCUUAGACAAACACCAGAUCAUCCACACCCGACUGAGACCGUACCCCUGCUCCGUACCGGCCUGCACCAAGAGGUUCUGCUCACCAGCCGAGCUGAAGAGACACACACUUACACACACAGGAGAGAGACCCUUCCCCUGUCCAGACUGUGACAAGAGCUUCACCAUAUUGGCUGCUUUAAAGACCCACCAGAGAACACACACAGGAGAGAGACCUUACGUCUGUGAGGUGUGUGGAAAGGGCUUCGCCCAAACGGGGAACCUGAAAUCCCACGAGCGCAGGCACACCGGAGAGAGACCGUUCUCCUGCUCCUUCUGUGGGAAGACAUUUGUAGAGUCUGGCCAUCUGAAGAAGCACCAGCGUAUCCAUACAGGAGAGAAGCCGUACCACUGCAGCAGCUGCCCCAUGAAGUUCCCUUCCUCCAGCGAGCUCAGGGUCCAUGAGAAGAUCCACAGCCAGGACAAGCCUCACAGCUGUUCCUACUGCGGCAAGGCAUUCAAACAGCUGUCCAACCUCAAGCUCCACCAGAGAAUACACUCUGACGAGAAGCCUUACGCCUGCUCCUACUGCGAGAAGACCUUCCGUGCUCAGGGGACCUUAAAGGUGCACCUGCGGACUCACACAGGAGAGAGGCCUUACCCCUGCUUAGACUGUGACAAGCGUUUCAUCACGUCCUCAGAGUUAAAGGUACACCAGAGGAUUCACACAGGAGAAAAGCCCUUCUACUGCUAUGACUGUGGGAAGAGUUACUAUCAGCUGAAGCAGCUGAAGGAACAUAUGAAGUUCAACCCGGACCACAGCACCACACGUAGCGGACUCAAUAACAUAGAGGACGAGGACAAGCUCUACUCUACGUCACGCCAUGAUGAUGUAACGAUGUCUUGAUCAAUAACAUAGAGGACGAGCUCUACUCUACGUCACGCCAUGAUGAUGUAACGAUGUCUUGAUCAAUAACAUAGAGGACGAGCUCUACUCUACGCCACGCCAUGAUGAUGUAACGAUGUCUUGAUCAAUAACAUAGAGGACGAGCUCUACUCUACGCCAUGAUGAUGUAACGAUGUCUUGAUCAAUAACAUAGAGGACGAGCUCUACUCUACGUCACGCCAUGAUGAUGUAACGAUGUCUUGAUCAAUAACAUAGAGGACGAGCUCUACUCUACGCCACGCCAUGAUGAUGUAACGAUGUCUUGAUCAAUAACAUAGAGGACGAGCUCUACUCUACGUCACGCCAUGAUGAUGUAACGAUGUCUUGAUCAAUAACAUCGAGGACAAGCUCUACUCUACGUCACGCCAUGAUGAUGUAACGAUGUCUUGAUCAAUAACAUAGAGGACGAGCUCUACUCUACGCCACGCCAUGAUGAUGUAACGAUGUCUUGAUCAAUAACAUAGAGGACGAGCUCUACUCUACGUCACGCCAUGAUGAUGUAACGAUGUCUUGAUCAAUAACAUAGAGGACGAGCUCUACUCUACGCCACGCCAUGAUGAUGUAACGAUGUCUUGAUCAAUAACAUAGAGGACGAGCUCUACUCUACGUCACGCCAUGAUGAUGUAACGAUGUCUUGAUCAAUAACAUAGAGGACGAGGACAAGCUCUACUCUACGUCACGCCAUGAUGAUGUAACGAUGUCUUGAUCAAUAACAUAGAGGACGAGCUCUACUCUACGUCACGCCAUGAUGAUGUAACGAUGUCUUGAUCAAUAACAUAGAGGACGAGGACAAGCUCUACUCUACGCCACGCCAUGAUGAUGUAACGAUGUCUUGAUCACUAACAUAGAGGACAAGCUCUACUCUACGUCACGCCAUGAUGAUGUAACGAUGUCUUGAUCAAUAACAUAGAGGACGAGCUCUACUCUACGUCACUCGUGAAGUAGUGCAGGAAAGCACAGGGUUUAGCCCAAAUGACUUAGUGUUUGGUCAUAGGGUGCGUGGGCCUUUAGCAGUGCUGCAGGAUGGUUGUUUGCCUGAGGAACCACCUUGGAACCUUAUUGACUAUGUAAAUGGUUUUAGGUUGAAGUUGUAUAGGGCGUUGUAUAGGCAAGUCAGUUUAGAACAAAUUCUUAUUUAUAAUGAAGGCCUACCCCGGUCAAACCUGGACGACGCUGGGCCAAUUGUGCGCCGCACUAUGGGACUCCCAAUCACGGCCGGAUGUGAUACAGCCUGGAUUCAAACCAGGGACUGUAGUGACGCCUCUUGCACUGAAAUGCAGUGCCUUAGACCGCUGUGCCACUCGGAAAUCCCCUCCAAAAAAAUAUAUAUUUAUCAUCCUCAGUGAUGCCAUCGGUGCCACAUCAUUGGAAAGAGAGACCAAUUGUUAAAAAAAAGAUAUCACAUUACUUUGCUAGCUCUCUACUCGUUCCGUGAUGACGUCACAGUGGUGAUGUCAACAUGUCUGUUAGAAUGUUCUGUCGUUGCACUGAACAGACACAAGGUCAAUGUUCUUUUAAGAUGCCGAUAGAAUGAUCGUUUUGAUGAAAUGUUUUGAGACAUUUUUUAGGUUGUUUAGAAACUGACAUGACAUGAAAGACACAUUUUACUACGUUUCCAUUACAGUUUUUAUGUGCGUGAAGUCAUACUGUAUAAACCAAAAAAUGAGUGACAGCUGUGAAGUUUUUGAUACAAUUUUAUAAAUGCCGACAGAUCAUUUGUUCGUCGACAUGGUGGGAUCUUUUUGUGUCGGUAAACUAAUUUAUGUGAGAAAUGGCGCUGGAAACGCGUUUUAUGUGCAAAUAUUGAUAUAAUACCCAUCAUAUAUCUGUGAGCUGCUAGCUAGAGCACAUGUGCCAAAACUAGACUAGGCACAUUUGCUUUUAAACGCAACAGUUUUUGUGACAAAACUAUCCGUAGAGUUGAAAAUGCAACGGAAACACAUUGAAAAAAAUGUAUUCGGUACCUGAAAACUUAAGUGGGAUUCAGUUUGGUGGAAACACCACUGGUGGGAAUAUGCGCAUAUUUUAUUUAUGCUAAUUCUAGAAUAUUAACAUGGAAAUCUGUCGCCUAUUGGAUGGAAAACUAGUUUAUGAUGUGAAUUGUUUCUCUUGGACACAUCUGUUGGCUUUCAUGUUUGUGUAAAGGUUACCGUUAAACCAUAUCAGUCAAUAUAAUUCAUCAAUACAGCCAGUCAAUGAAGAUAACAGUCUUGAAAUUAAACAAGACAUGUACAUCACUUUAUCUGUUAAAGUAGUGUGCCUAGUAAGUACAGCCAUGUUUUGGAGGGGGGUUACACACCUCUAUCAGUGGCGGCUGGUGGGAGGAGCUAUAGGAAGCCGGGGUCAUUGUAAUGUCUGAAAUGGAACAAUAUCAAACAAUAAACAUAUGUAAACCACA
Salmo salar (Atlantic salmon) is the source of this 4074-nucleotide messenger RNA. RefSeq lists its product as uncharacterized. NCBI's taxonomy places the organism in Eukaryota, Metazoa, Chordata, Actinopteri, Salmoniformes, Salmonidae. The record is from RefSeq and is a predicted model, not a curated record. Gene Ontology annotation, molecular function: DNA-binding transcription factor activity, RNA polymerase II-specific; RNA polymerase II transcription regulatory region sequence-specific DNA binding. Gene Ontology annotation, cellular component: nucleus. Gene Ontology annotation, biological process: regulation of transcription by RNA polymerase II.